Nicotiana attenuata is the source of this 3757-nucleotide messenger RNA. RefSeq names its product pentatricopeptide repeat-containing protein At1g09820. The coding region runs from base 76 to 1908 and encodes 610 amino acids. The transcript is spliced from 2 exons. The record is from RefSeq and is a predicted model, not a curated record. NCBI's taxonomy places the organism in Eukaryota, Viridiplantae, Streptophyta, Magnoliopsida, Solanales, Solanaceae. Gene Ontology annotation, molecular function: protein binding.
CUCGUGUUUCUCAAUGUUCCGCACGAAUCCCUGUUGCUAAUCAAAAUUUCUGCUGUAGUUUCAUCGCCUGUAUCCAUGUCGGUAUCAUACCUUCGGCGUUGUCUACACACCCGUAUACCCCUUCGCUGCCUUUUCACAGAAUCUUCAGCUAAUUCAGAGCCAACCUCAACCUCAACUUCAACACCCAAUUUGGUUUCAGACGCACUUUUCAAAUCUAGAGUUUCAGAACUGAUUUCAAAGCAGCACUGGUCUCAACUCAAGGACCUAAUUAAACCCAUUAACCCAACUUCUUUUCUUCAACAACUUUUUGAUUCUGGGUUUGAUUCUGCCUCCAUUUUGCCAUUCUUCAGGUGGUCUCAACAUGGUUAUCAGGUUUACCACCCUCUUGACCAUUUAUUCAAACUGCUUAUUUUGUUAGUCAAUGAUAAAAGAUACCCAAAGGUUCGAUCUUUAUUGCAUGAUUUUGUUAAGUAUGGGAAAACCCAUACGGUUUCUUCUGUUUUUCAUACACUCUUGACUUGUAGUGAUAAUGUUUGUGCUAAUUCUAUUAUUGUUGACAUGUUGGUAUUAGCUUGUGUUAAUAAUGCUAAGCUGGAUUUAGCUCUGGAGGCUUUUAAUAGAGCUGGAGAUUAUGAAUUUAAGUUAUCUGUGUUUUCGUGUAAACCGAUGCUUAAAGGGGUGGUGAAUGAGGGGAAAUUUGAGCUAGUAGAGCUUUUGUAUAAGGAGAUGAUUAGGAGGAGAAUUGAGGUUGACGUGUACACGUUUAAUAUUGUAAUUAAUGGGUUGUGUAAGGCGGGGAAGUUGAAUAAGGCUAGGGAUGUGAUGGAAGAUAUGAAGGUUCGGGGGAUUAUUCCGAAUGUGGUUACUUACAAUACGUUGAUUGAUGGGUAUUGCAAGAGGGGUGGGGAUGGGAAGAUGUAUAAAGCUGAUGCAUUUUUGAGAGAAAUGUCGGAGCAGGGGGUGAGUCCAAAUGAGAGAACUUAUAAUACUCUUAUUGAUGGGUUUUGUAAGGAUGACAAUGUCGGGGCAGCUAUGAAGCUCUUUAAAGAAAUGCGGUUUCAAGGGAUGAGACCGGACAUUGUGACGUUUAACUCGUUAAUUAAUGGGCUCUUUGGUGAUGGGAAAGUUGAUGAGGCUCUUGGUUUACGUGCAGGAAUGGUACGUUUGGGGUUGGAGCCUAAUAUUCGGACUUAUAAUGUACUGAUAAAUGGGUUUUCAAAAAUGAAGAUGUUCAGAGAGGCUAAAGAGUUGUUUGAUGAUGUUAUGAAGCAAGGGUUAAAUUUUAAUGUACUUACUUUUAAUACAGUUAUUGAUGCUCAUUGUAAGGCUAGCAAAAUGGAAGAAGCAGUCGCACUUCGUGAGUUGAUGUCGAACAAACUGAUUUGUCCUAACAUUUCGACAUAUAAUUGCUUAUUGGGUGGUUAUUAUCGAGAGGGAAAUAUUGAAGCAGCAAAAAAGCUACUGGAGGAAAUGGAGGAGAAGAGUGUGAAGGCUGAUGUAGUAACUUACAAUAUUCGAAUAGAUGCAAUGUGCAAAAGGGGAGAAUCAAGAAAGUCAGUUAGACUUCUGGAUGAGAUGUCUGAGAAAGGGCUGAUCCCAAGUCAUGUGACUUACAACACUUUGAUGGCUGGCUAUUGCCAAGAAGGAAACCCCAAGGGAGCUGUUACUAUUAGGAAAAGAAUGGAGAAGGAAGGAAAGCAACCAAAUGUCGUCACUUACAACGUCUUGAUUAAAGGUUUCUGUCAAAAAGAUAAGUUGGGAGAAGCAAAUGCUUUUUUGAAUGAGAUGUUGGAAAAAGGAUUGGUACCCAAUAGAACUACCUAUGACAUUAUCAGAGAAGAAAUGAUAGAGAAGGGAUUUGUCCCGGACAUAGAUGGACACCUCUAUAAUGAUGUUGUCAAUUGUUAAUUAUGGCCGAGAAUUUUGAUAGUGGUCUAAUAGACUCAUUCCGUCAUUGCUUUUGGUACCCCGUAUUCUGUCAUUGUUAUUUCACACUUAAACUACUUUUUUGAGUACUCUGCUCUUCGAGAGGGAGCGAAAACUUUUGUGGCUCUUGGUUCCAGAGCAAUGCAGGAUUGGUUAGUCAUAUUGAAUGGGUGCAACUCAAUGGAGGAUGUGUCUGCUUCUCUUUUGCGCCACAAAAAACAAUCUUCUGUGCUCAGACAUAGUCGCAACUGAUGCAAAAGGUGAAAUUAGAUAACAGUUCUUUAGUUCUUGUUUUUUCAUUUUCUUCGUGCAAUCCUUCUAUGUGAUUAUAGUGAGAUAUACGUCAUAAUGGUGUCAAUGGAUGAGCUGUUAUUUCCGAGAAAUGAUGGUUGAUUUCAUCCAAUAUUUGGUGAUGUUAAUUUCGCUGUUGAGUCUUUACCACUAAAAUCUGUCAACUGAUGUAUAAUAUGAUACACAACAUAUUAAUGUACUCAGGUCCCUGAGUAUCAUGUAACAGUUGAAUUAGUUUUGCGAGGGGUCUGUGAUGGAUAGAUUAAUGUUCUUGACUCAAUACAAGAUUAAACUGAAAUACUGCUCAAAUGCAUGGAAGAAAUAGAGUUGUUGUGAGGAGCCAUGCAUGAAUGUCAAAAUAAAAUGGUAAUUUGAGCUCUUGGGGAGAUUGUUUGCCCUUGUAGGAAGGUUCAACUUUAUAAGAACCUUAGAUAGAUGGUCGUUUAGACAUGAUGCUAGCUCUGAGUUAAUUGAAUCAUUUAAAUGAUGAACUGUAAGUAUAAAGAUCCAAAAGAUAAAGUAUGCAGAUAACUGAGGUUGCUGAUAUUGUCCUAGAAACUUACCUGCAAUAGUUUGAGACUGUCUUUUUUUAUCAAUAUAAUCAUUACUUACCUGUUCAAAGAAAAAAUAUCUGAAAGAGUUUGAAUUGUUCUUCCAUAUUCUUAUUUUAUUCUCGUGGAAAAAAGGUUUAUACAAUAAAUGAUUUGCAAGUCAUGUGUACUGUCAUGCUUACAAUAUUUAGAUGCUUACAAAAUUUACAUUUUUGGUGUAAGAGGAGGACCAUUGUGCAGGACAUAGGAAACAUCCGGACCUUAUGAGCUUCUUUCACUCAUAGUAGGAGACAUCCAGGACUACUUGUACAUUUUCAGCCACUGCAUAUAAAUGCAACAGAAAUGAAUAACACCGUAAACAUUGAACACUAUUGAUCUAAUAGGAAGCGUGUUACUAUCUUCAUUUUGCUACUAGGAAUUCCAGUUUGUAAAUGAUUUGAUUUAGAUGAAACUGGUAUUCCCUACUCAUUCUUUCUCUUUAAUUCAAGAGUAGGUAAUGUUUUCGGGGCUUAUGGUGGUGGGAGUUGGAAUGAAGCUGCAUAGCAUUGUCGGAAUAUGACUUCUAAUUUAGUUUUUGUUUGUUUACUAAUUGUAUGGGCGAAAAACUUCACGUCAUAUAUUUGACAUGGUCAACAGAGAUAAAGCCUUUGAAGGUCCAUGACGUGUCGAUCUAACCCAAAGGUCGAGGUCAGAUUAGGAAGGCAAAUUGUCGUCGAGGACGAGGUGGCUCGACAGAAGACGAGGACAAGGACGAGUACCCGACCUCAGUACGCAGUAAUGGCUAAUUUAAGGAUUUUGAUUUCCUAAAGGAAUAUUCUAGUGAAUAUUCCUCUCUGUUGUACUAUCUAAGGUUUUAUGGCCCAUGUACCCUUAUAAAUAGGAAGAGAUGAAGUUCUAGAAAGGGGAUCGGACAUUUCUGUAAAGAACAACAUUGACAUUCUCUGUGAAGAUUCUCUCUUUAUUGAAUACAUACAAAGUUUACCUUUAUA